This is a messenger RNA of Rotaria sp. Silwood1, 438 nucleotides long. Lineage: Eukaryota; Metazoa; Rotifera; Eurotatoria; Philodinida; Philodinidae. The record is from the annotation of a GenBank genome assembly.
AUGGAAAAAUCAUCGUCCAAGGAAUCCAUUGGUAAAAAGCGACAAUCAAAACCAGUAUCGACUGAAUGCAAAAUAUGUAGAGCUCCAGCUAUCGAUGCAUAUUAUGGUGUUAUAUCAUGUCAUUCAUGUAAAAUAUUUUUCAAACGAAAUCUCGUAGAAAGACAGAAAUUACUUCAAUGUCGUUGGAAUGGUAAUUGUGAAAUAAAUAUUAAUACUCGUCAUGUAUGUAGUUCUUGUCGACUUCGUAAAUGUUUCACAAAUGAAAUGCAAAUUGAAAUGAUUCGGGGAUCUUAUUCGCACAGAAAUAAAACAAAGAAAAACACCAAUGAAAUUGAUAUUCCAAUACAAACAACAUCAACAGUUAUAGCUAGAUUAAAUGAACCUGAACAGGUAAGGUUAUUUCUAAUUGUCUUAUUUAAAAAAAAACGAUCACGAUAG